Molecule: messenger RNA, 2595 nt
Organism: Peronospora belbahrii
Lineage: Eukaryota; Oomycota; Peronosporomycetes; Peronosporales; Peronosporaceae
Source: the annotation of a GenBank genome assembly
AUGCUUGGCAUCGGUUUCAAGCUCAGCGAUACGUCAACGACAUCUCUCUGCAGCUCGCUAGGCGAGUUUCUGAGUCGUGAAUACGCUUCCAAUAUGGAUAAGGGGCAAACAGACACCCAUCAAAUAGCGCUAAAUCAGUUCAUCCAGCUAAAGACCGACGUGGAUCUAGUGCGUACGCCCUCUGCUAUCUCUCGCCACGUGCUGCUGCGGUACUACGCGCAGCUGGAAAAGAUGACAAAGCGCUUUCCAUGUAAUGGAGAUGCAUCUUCCACGCACACAUCGUUGCAGUUGCAGUUUACGUGGAACGAUUCGUUUUGUGUCCAGACAGACCGUAGCACGGCUGAAGGACUUAAGAUGGCCUGUCACCAUUUUAUGAGAGCAGCAGGGGCGUUCACAGAAGUAAAAGACAAGAUUGUCGAACGGACAUUAGGCGUCAGAACACCUGACAUGAGUGCAGAAGGACUAGGACUACUCACGUACUUGAUGUUGGCUCAGGCUCAAGCGUGUUUCUACGAGAAAGCUAUAAAAGACCAAAUGAAGGACGCGGUUAAAGCUAUGCUGGUGCAACAAGCGCUGGACUAUUACGUUUCAGCACUGGAAUGCUAUCGCUCAUCGGCUCUUGCAGGCGCUAUUGAUAGAUCAUGGGGAGUGCAUUUAGAGUUCCAAGUGCAUUGCAUGCGUGCCGCGACGCAGUAUUGGCAAGGAACGGCGUCUAAGACAGCAGCACUAGAUCGGGGAGAAGGGUACGGUGAGGAGAUCGCGAGGCUUUUUGCCGCAGAUGCGGCAUGCAAUGAGGCGUGCAAAGUGGCAACACAGAACAAGUUGCCUACAUUACUAUUGCAGUCUGCGCAAGCGUUACAGCGUGUGGUGCGGGAACAUCUUGACGCGGCGAAGAAAGACAAUGCCAGCGUCUAUUUGGAGAAAGUGCCCAACUUCUCCGACCUACCCGUAGUAGGAAAAGCUGCGAUGGUGAAACCGUUGCCGUUUACGACAGAUGAGUUGCAGCAAGAACUUGGAGAAGUUGAUGUUUUUGAGCAGUUUGUGCCAAAAGAUCUGCUUCUCCGCGCUGAUAGCGUGAAACAAGAGAUUAAAGUAAUUUUGGAGCAAACAGCGGACAAGACAUCUAAAAGCAAUGAAGCUGCAAAGGAGAGACUACGCUCCAUGGGACUGCCUGCGUCGAUUGAAGCCUUUGAAACGACUAGCGAUAAGGGUAUUCCACCUGCGAUAUGGCAGCGCAUUCAGUACGUUAAGGUAACAACAGCCUCCGCUUUAGUGGGUACUAGCAGGUUGAAACAAAAUUCGGUCGUAGCUUUUAUUCAACAGCAACUCCAGGAUAACCAAAGCAUGUCGGCUGAUGCGGAGAGGAGACUACACUUGACCGAGUCGCGCCUAAGCCAAGAGGAAGUCGAGGACAACAUGUGCCGACAAAAUUAUGGUGAGAAGUGGGCUCGCUCUCCCUCUUCCUUGCUAAAUCAGAACUUUCGAGCAGAUAUUGAUCGGUAUUAUCGUUUGGUAAAAGAGGCCAAGACAUCCGACGGUAUAGUUCGAGAGAAGCUCAACGAAAAUCAGGAUAAUAUGGAGGCAUUGUCGCGAUCGAAGAGAAGCCUCGAUCAAGAGUUGCCAGAGCUACAGCAAGAUAACUGCAGCUGUAAGGAAGAGAUAGCGCGUGUGUCCUUGCUGUUGUUGCGACUUGGGCAACUUGUGGAGGAAAAGCACCAGGUCUUAUGUAGUUUUAGAGGGUUGUUCGACAAGUUUGACGCACUUCCCACGCUACUGAGUGGGAAGAAUGCUGACGCGAUCUCCAUCGAUACUGCGCUCGAAGACGAGAAGCAGUUUUUUCGCAAUCAUUUUGAAGAGAAGAUCGCUACAAUAUGUGAAGAAGAGCAGAAUGUGCUCAGUGACCUAGUAGAGGCCAACACCCAUUUUGAAGCGAAGAAAGAUACUGAUCAUGUGCUACGUAAGCGUCAGGCGUUUCUUCAGCGUUUAAGCGAUGCCGUGGACGUUUUUGAACAGCUUGAAUCACACGUUAAAGAAGGUGCAAAGUUUUACGGGGAGCUUAGCAGUCGUAUUGCACAGUUGCAUCAAACGGUAGAGGACCACUGCUCUGCGCGUGAGCUUGAGAAACGCGAGCUAGAGAUGAACUUGACCGCAGAUGAAGAAUUGCGACAGCGUGAAAUUGAAGACGCAGCUUUGGCCCAACAAAUGAUGGAGGACAUGACAAUUGGAAAUGCAGCUACUGUAUCAAGUGCCAAUGAUGAGGCAUUAGCUCGGCAAUUAGCUGAAGGCACUCCGCAGUACUACCAGCCGUCACAGCAACAGUUAGUGCCUCCUUUUUACGAUCAUACAGGAUUGCAGUCUCAGCAGCAACAGCAGCAUUCGUUUGCGCACAACCAGCCAAUACAGGACCCAGCGCAGCCACUUUCAAAUGGACGUGGCUCAAUAUCGUCUGCCCCGCCUCUUGCUUAUGGAGGCGUAUACAAUCAACCGCAGCAAGAACACUCACUGCAAAGCAAUAUUUACCGCUACCCUGGACAGCAACAGCAGUAUGGCCAGCUCUUCCCGCUAGGUCCAUCUGGAGGCUCGGUCAAUGAAUAG